UUAAAUAUAAUAAAGUUUAGCCGUCUCAUCAUCUCGUCUCUAACGUUCCGCUCCAUUGUACAAAUUUUGGUCUAUCUUUUGCGGCUCUACCUUAAACCCUCAGUUCCAAAUUACACACGCACAGACACAGUGAGGGAGGAACAGCCAUGAAUCCCUCUCUCGUCACAUCCACAGCUUCCUCCUUAGCCUCUCCCUUUCUCUCUCCCUUUCUCUCUCCCUCUCCUCUCCGCCUCUCAACUCCAUCUUCUCUCAAACGACGUCGUUUCAGAGUCUACAUCCCUCGCAACUCCUCUUCCGAUGCCGCCGUCGAUGAUUCUACAACAACUGCCACUACUACUACUACCAAUGAAAACAUUUUUGGAGGCAAGAAAGAGCUAACUGGGUUACAGCCUUUGGUGGCUAAUUUGUCACCGCCUGUUAGAUUAGCUAGUUCAGCUAUUAUUAUUGCUGGAGCAGUUGCGGCUGGUUAUGGAUUAGGUCUAAAGUUUGGAAAGACUCGUAAUUUGGCUUUGGGUGGUGCUGCUGCUGCGGGUGCUGCCGGUGGUGCUUUCGUCUAUGCUAUUAAUUCUUGUGUCCCUGAAGUCGCUGCUGCUGAUUUGCAUAAUUAUGUUGCUGGAUUCGACGAUCCCAAAGCAGUUAAGAAGGAAGAUGUUGAACAAAUUGCCAAAAGAUACGGUGUAAGCAAGCAGGACGAGGCAUUCAAUGCCGAACUUUGUGAUAUGUACUGCCGGUUUGUUUCAUCUGUCCUCCCUCCUGGGAAUGAAGAUCUUAAAGGAAAUGAAGUUGAAACAAUAAUCAACUUCAAAAGUGCAAUGGGCAUUGAUGAUCCUGAUGCCGCCAGCAUGCAUGUUGAGAUUGGUAGGCGCCUUUUUAGGCAAAGGCUUGAAACUGGAGAUCGUGAUGGUGAUGUAGAGCAGCGUCGGGCAUUUCAGAAGUUGAUCUAUGUGUCAACUCUGGUUUUUGGAGAGGCAUCAUCAUUCCUUUUACCUUGGAAGCGUGUUUUCAAGGUUACGGACUCUCAGGUUGAGAUUGCAAUCCGUGAUAAUGCCCAGAGGUUAUAUGCUUCAAAGCUAAAGUCAGUAAGCAGAGAUGUCAACGCGGAGGAGCUUGUAAGCCUCAGGCAGGCGCAGCUUCAGUAUCGACUUUCUGAUGAGCUUGCAGAGGACUUGUUUAGGCAGCAGACCAUAAAACUAGCUGAGGAAAAUAUAUCAGCUGCAUUGGCUGUUCUGAAGUCCCGGACAACAGCUGUCAAUGGUGUCAAGCAGGUUGUGGAAGAACUUGAUAAGAUAUUGGCAUUCAACAGUAAGCUUAUUUCAUUAAAGAAUCAUGCUGAUGCAGCUUCCUUUGCUCGUGGGGUUGGUCCAGUUUCUGUACUAGGUGGCGAGUAUGAUAAUGAAAGAAAGAUGGAUGACUUAAAGCUCCUUUAUAGAGCAUUUAUUACUGAUGCUUUAUCUAGUGGUCGCAUGGAAGAAAAUAAGCUUGCUGCAUUGAAUCAGUUGAGGAACAUAUUUGGUUUGGGGAAGAGGGAGGCGGAAGCAAUUACGCUUGAUGUCACCUCAAAGGCAUACCGUAAACGACUUGCACAGUCAGUUUCCAGUGGUGAUUUGGGAAUGGCAGAAAGCAAAGCUGCCUUCCUUCAAAAUCUCUGUGAAGAAUUGCACUUUGAUGCACAAAAGGCUACUGAGAUACAUGAAGAAAUUUACCGGCAAAAGCUCCAGCAAUUAGUGGCUGAUGGAGAGCUUAGUGAGGAGGAUGUUGUUGCUUUGAACCGUUUGCGUGUUAUGCUCUGCAUUCCUCAGCAGACUAUUGAUGCAUGUCACUCGGACAUCUGUGGCAGUCUGUUUGAAAAGGUGGUCAAGGAAGCAAUUGCUUCAGGUGUUGACGGCUAUGAUAUUGAUGUGAAGCAGGCAGUAAGGAAGGCUGCUCAUGGGUUGCGAUUAACACGGGAGGCUGCUAUGUCAAUUGCCAGCAAAGCUGUCCGAAAGAUUUUCAUGAAUUAUAUAAAGCGAGCACGGACAGCUGACAAUCGUACUGAGGCUGCAAAAGAACUAAAGAAAAUGAUUGCCUUCAAUACUUUAGUUGUGACUGAACUGGUGGCUGACAUAAAAGGGGAAUCUUCUGAUACUCAACCAGAGGAGCCUAAGGAGGAAGAAAAACAAAUUGAAGAGGAUGAGGAAUGGGAUGAUGAAGAAUGGGAGUCCAUUGAGACACUUAAGAAAAUAAAAAAACCUAGUGAGGAACUUGCUGCCAAGAUGGGGAAGCCAGGCCAGACAGAGAUAAAUGUCAGAGAUGAUCUUCCUGAAAGAGAUAGGACUGAUCUCUAUAAGACAUACUUGCUAUACUGUCUAACUGGGGAGGUGACCAGGAUUCCAUUUGGUGCUCAGAUCACCACAAAGAAGGAUGAUUCAGAGUAUGUUUUCUUAAAUCAACUCGGUGGCAUUUUGGGUUUGACCGUUAAGGAAAUUGUGGAAGUACACAGGAGCCUUGCUGAGCAGGCUUUUAGGCAACAAGCUGAGGUGAUUUUAGCUGAUGGACAAUUGACAAAAGCCAGGAUCGAUCAGCUUAAUGAGGUGCAGAAGCAAGUUGGCUUGCCACCAGAGUAUGCACAAAAGGUAAUAAAGAGCAUUACAACAACAAAAAUGUCAGCUGCCCUUGAAACUGCCAUCAGUCGUGGACGGCUUAACAUGCAGCAGAUAAGAGAACUGAAGGAAGCAAGUGUUGACUUGGAUAGCAUGAUAUCUGAGAGAUUGCGGGAGAACCUGUUCAAAAAAACAGUGGAUGAAAUUUUCUCAUCAGGUACUGGCGAAUUUGAUGAAGAAGAGGUCUACGAGAAAAUCCCUGCGGAUCUCAACAUCAAUGCUGAGAAGGCAAAAGGUGUUGUUCAUAUGCUUGCAAAAGGUAGACUAUCAAAUUCGCUAAUCCAGGCUGUGGCACUCCUGAGGCAGAGAAAUCAUCAAGGAGUGGUUUCCACUCUUAAUGACUUGCUGGCCUGUGAUAAAGCUGUGCCUUCUGAGCUAUUGACAUGGGAUGUGCCAGAGGAGCUAGCUGAUUUAUUUACCAUUUAUAUGAAAAACGACCCGGCGCCGGAAAAGCUGUCCCGCUUGCAGUAUCUGCUGGGAAUAAGUGAUUCCACAGCUGCUGCUCUCCGGGAGAUGAAAGAUAGAGUACCAUCAGUUGGAGCCGAGGAAGAAAAGUUUGUAUUCUAACUGCUGUGAUAGUUGUGUUAGGGUAUGUGGAUCUGGCAACAAACUUUUAUUUUCUGCCCAAUGAAAGAUUCUGAUUCCUUGGAGAGAAUUGUUCUUGAUGUAACAUAAAGUUGAUGAAAUUUUGAUAGGCGCUAAAUUAUGAAUAGGUUUGUUGAACGAAAUAGUAUGUGAGGGUAUUUGUUCUUGCUUUCAAUAAAUUCCUAAUGUUCUGCAUCUGAAAUGCAAUUUCAAGUUUCAACUCAA
Messenger RNA from Ricinus communis (castor bean), 3449 nucleotides. Its product is annotated as protein TIC110, chloroplastic. Lineage: Eukaryota; Viridiplantae; Streptophyta; Magnoliopsida; Malpighiales; Euphorbiaceae. Gene Ontology annotation, cellular component: TOC-TIC supercomplex I. The coding region runs from base 147 to 3206 and encodes 1019 amino acids. Gene Ontology annotation, biological process: protein import into chloroplast stroma. The record is from RefSeq and is a predicted model, not a curated record. The transcript is spliced from 15 exons.